Molecule: messenger RNA, 6729 nt
Organism: Bombina bombina (fire-bellied toad)
Lineage: Eukaryota; Metazoa; Chordata; Amphibia; Anura; Bombinatoridae
Gene: ZNF740
Product: zinc finger protein 740
Exons: 7
Coding region: 161-808 (215 amino acids)
Biological process (GO): regulation of transcription by RNA polymerase II
Cellular component (GO): nucleus
Molecular function (GO): DNA-binding transcription factor activity, RNA polymerase II-specific; RNA polymerase II cis-regulatory region sequence-specific DNA binding
Source: RefSeq, a predicted model, not a curated record
CCGGAAGUAGCUGUAGUAGAGAUUCCGGAGCGGCGGGAGAAGGGGAUCGAAUAUACCAGCGGCUGGUUAAGGAUUGUUAUGAGCUGAUCGUGGUGAGAAGCUACAGGACAGAAAUCCGCAGCCCCCAAUCACUGCACAGGAUAUUGGAGAGUGACAAGAGAUGGCUCAUGUACACAGCAAUACAUGCCGCAUUCUUGGCUGUGAAACGAUACCUGGAUUGGGAUUACUGCCGAGUGCAGCUGUAAAGAAACUGGAAAUGCUGAGUGCCACUUUGUCUCGGACAUUGGUAAAUGAAGUAGAAGAUGACGAUGAUGACGACGACGAUGUGAUUGAAGUACCUAUGGAAAACCAGAACUGCACCACACAGGGUCAACGUAAAGAGUCUGAAAAAUCCAUUGUUAGUAGAAAUCAAGAUGCUAUGAUUUCCCAACCAAAUAAAAGCCAUAAAAAGAUGGUCCUAGUAGAAGACAAUGGCUCAUACCCACUCAGUAUACCCAAGAACUUUAUUUGUGAGCUUUGCUUUGGGGCCUUUAGGAGCAGCUACCAUCUUAAGAGGCACCAGUACAUUCAUACAGGGGAGAGACCUUAUGAGUGCGAUAUGUGUGAAAUGAAGUUCAUUCAGAAGUAUCAUCUGGAUAGACACAAACGGGUCCACAGUGGAGAAAAGCCUUACCAGUGUGAGCGCUGCCAACAGGCCUUCUCACGUACAGACAGACUUUUGAGACACAAAAGGAUGUGCCAAGGUUGUCUAACAAAAGGUCCUGAAAUAACUGAUGAAAUGGCCCCUGAAAUAGAGUACAUUUUAUAGCUUGUAAAUUUGUGUGGGGCAGCCUGUGAUCUGCAUAUCCAGAACAAAUGUACUGCCUGAAGAUCCUGGGGCAUCAGAGCAUCUAAAAAGGAUAUGCGAAGGCACCUGACCUCUGAACAGCAAGUGGUUUCCCUGAACCUUUAAAGGGACUUUUACUCCUCCAAUUUAAAAAAAAAAAACAAUCAUAAUCCCACAGACGUCGUUUUCUGGAAAGGAUAUGUGCUCAAUACAGGAUGAUCCAAGGGCAGACUAAUGUGGAUUCUUCAGUAGAACAGCUUUAUUAUACUUGAUGUGAUGUAAACUCAGAUUCUGUUCCAAUAUUAGCCCUUGACAUUUCAGUAUAUUUUUUACUCUUGGAGGUGAGAGGUACAUAUCGCAUAACUUUUAAUUUUAGAAAAGUCAGAUUUGUGCAGCCCGAACUUUAAAGGGACAGUCUACACCUCCGUCAUCUUAAAGUCUUACCUUAGAUUAAGCUGCAAAUAGCCUCCUGCACCUUUUCUAUAUCAUGCAGCAGGAAUGGUAUUUUUUAUUUUAUUUUAAAUGAAUGUUGUUUCUGGCUACUUUGAAAUGGUUGCCAAGCUCAGCCCACUGAUGACAUCAUGAUCUGGGCUGCAUUUGGCUUCCAAUCACAAAAUGCUCACUAGUUAGAUUCAUCAGACUGUCAGUGCUAUUCAGCAGAGUGCCUAGAAGCAGCCCAGAUCGUGAUGUCAUCAGUGGGCUGAGCUUGGCAGUCAUUUCAAACUGGCCAGGAACAAUAUUCAUUUUAAAAUAACUUUUUUACUGUUCCUGCUGCAUGAUAUAGAAAGGGGUUCAGGAGGCUAUUUGCAGCUAAAUCUAAGGUAAGACAUUAAGAUGGCAGAGAUGUAGACUGUCCCUUUAAAGAAGCAGUUCAUGCAAAGUUAUAAUCUGUCUAGAAUCUAGAUAGUUUUAAGGUAGGUUUUUAUUGGACCGGUAUGGUAUUUUGAUGAGGUAACACAAUAAAGAUCACCAGGCACCUAAUAAGAAGUCUUUAAAGUAAAAAGUAUUUAAUGUAUUUGGUUUUUUUUUUAAAUCUGUUCCUAAAUGUAUGUUUCUGUACAGUAGUUAAUAGAUCAUUGAGCCCUCUAAAAAAUAAAAUGCACAACACAGAGACUAGCUAAUACCCCUAUUUAACCAUGGUUUGUGGAGGUAAACUUUUUGAUUCAAAGAAGCGUUGCAAAGAAAUAUCUGUAAGCUACAGUUUGUGUCUCAAUGUUUUUCCUUCUUAAUACAGGGAGAGUCCACAGCUGAAUUCAUUACUUAUGGGAAAUACUGAACCUGGCCACCACGAGGAGGCAAAGACACCCCAGCCAAAGGCUUAAAUACCCCCCCCCCCCCCCACUUCCUUAUAACCCCAGUCAUUCUUUGCAUGGCGCACCGUGUUACCGGGAGUGGUCACAGUUUCCAUUUCCUUAUUCCUGACCAAGUGACUACGGAGAGGAGCGAGUUUUCUCUAUACUGUCUGGGUCAUAGAAGGUGGUGAGUGCACCAGCCAUUGGGUGUAUAAGGUGCCGGUUGUAUUUCUCUGAUUUAAAUAGGGUUACCUAGUUAUGGAGGAUUCUGAUUUUUUUAGAGGGGGAUCCCUCUACGACCGAAUUCGAUACCUGUGUUUAUUGUGACGAGGCACAGGUAGUCCAGCCCUCUCAAUUAUGUUCCGUAUGCCGCAACAGGGUGUUUUCAUCAACCAAUGUUGAGAUGUUAGAUACCUCCUGAGCCCUCUGCCUCUGAGGACUCUUCGUCCCGUGAGGUGUGUUCCCCUUAGAGUCAUCUGAUACUAGACAUGCCUCUUCCCCUGAUACCAGUAAUCCUCCGCCUGAAGGGGGCCUUUUUCCACCAGACGUUACUGCGCAGUUCUGCGGACCUCCUGGGUCGGAGCCUGCUGCUUCUAUUCCUCCGGCAGAGGAGGAUUUCACCUUUAGAUUUAGAGUGGCACGCCUGCGCUUCCUUCUGAGAGAAGUCUUGUUGAUUUUAGAGAUUCCUAGGACUGAUCCAGUCAAAUCUCAGAUCUCUAAAUCAGACAGCGUACUUGAUUAAGACAGUUGGAGAAGGAUGGAGAUCCUAUUCCUUUUCAUCUAUUUCUUUUUUCUUUUAGAAUCCCAGUUCCGGGCUCUAUAGGGGGGUUGUGUUGUGACACAUUCCUACUUGGCGAACACUUUUUGUGCGCUUGCCUAUUGCCUUUUCUAUUGCGUUUAAGGAUAGUUUAUUCUUAGAGCUCUUGGUUAUUGAGGAAAAUCUUUUUAGAAAGAUAUUUCAUCAUACAGGAUGUUUAUGUACUGAAGACUUAAGUUGUCACUUUUUCUAGUGCCCUUGAUAUUUUCGAGAAGGGCUUACUCAAUUGGAGCUUACAAUUCCUUAUCUGGAUUAUUCACAGACUUCUAGCCCCUAAGUUAGGACUUCAGGUUCUUUCUGUUUUAGACCUUGCGUCGCUCUUACAGAUAUGACUUCCCGUCUACUCUUUCCUUCUGUUUGAGGAGUUAAUUUGGUUCCACUAUUCUGCGGUCUUUACCGUUUUUGAUGACCUAAGCUAUCCAGGUGGUUUUUGGGGCUGACUCAGUCCUGGAAUGAGUUCAGGCAGAGCAGGCCCAUCUACCUUAGUUGACAGGGGGGUUCUGUUUCAGACCCUAUCUUGGAUCAGAUUGGGAUCUGUCUUUCGCCUUUUUCAGGCGUUUGAUUCAGGAUCAUAUAGGAUUCCUGGAUCUUAGGUCAGAGCUAGUUUUCAAACACAGCCAGGGCAGUUUUUCUUUCUCUUGAUCCUGUCUUUCCGACAGAGAGAGGGAAGUUUUUCAGAUGGGUGCAGGUUUUUUGUUCUCUUUUGGAGCCAUUGCCCGGUGCCUAUUGCAGUGUGAAAUUUGGGAUAUUAUUCAAACCACUGUUCUUCGUGGUCCAAUAGAGGGAGGGAACUCCCGUCCUAUUUAGGACCUAUGGUCAGGGGGAGACUAUAGGGUACUCUCUACCUUCUAUAUGGGAGGCGCAAUGCAGGAUCACUGUCCAAUAAGGAUACCACACCUUUCUUUCCUUCUUUGGGAACUUCCCGGUUCUUAAGGACCAGCGCUUCCAGUACUUUACUUUUUUUUUUUUUUUUUAGGAUCUGGGGCUUUAUUUUGGCAGUAGCCAGAAUCCAGAUCGAUAGGUGGUUUUCCUUGCCUUGACGAUUCUGGUUCGGUUUAAUUACCGUCGUCUCUUCUGACAGAAGAUUUUUUUUUAAGUAUUCCGUCUGUUUUCCUUGAUCCUCAGAGAUUAUUCUAGACCAGAGUUUUCUCUGGUGUCGGUGCCAAGUUGGAUCCCUGGUGGCUAAUUUAGCCCUCGUAGCCAGGUAGCUUUUUCUCUAGGGUUGGCUUCUUCAGGAUGUGCCCUCCAGACCUCCUUCAGCCCAUCGCUAGCUCUGAGCUGGUGGGUGAUGAAUAGGGUCCAUAUUGGACUUCAGUCUUUUUGCCAGGUUUUAUUCCAACCGAAAUUCGGUGUAUGCUGAGGCAGUGAAGUGGAGCUCUUUUCGUCUCUGAUUUCCUGGACUACUGGUUGAGGGAACAGCUCUCCAGUGUCCUCGUCAGAUCUCCCUGUCCUGUGGGACAUCUUUCUUAAACCUCCCGGGACGGUUUUGACUUUGGUCGCAAGCCCGUCAAGUUGGGAGGGCGUGCCUAAUAGGGCUAGGAAACUCUGGAGGUUUUCCCUCCCAUUUAUUUUUUUUUUAUCUUCAAUCCUUUCUGCUUUGAAGGUUAACUCUACUGGGUUCGUCCCAGUGUAGGGAUCUAGUCGGUCUUAUUUUUGCUGGCUGGAUCUCCUGAGAUUGAGAGACUCCCUAGCGUUGAGGGUAGUAGUUUGGGUUUAGUAGUGGGCAGAUUCCCACUGCUGCUCGCUGUCAGCGACCUUUUCUCCGGGGUGUUCAUCCGGGUCGGAUGUUGUCUAGAGAAAUUCCUUUUAUCUGAAUAUAAUGGGAAGAGGACGCCGAAUGAGAUUUUCAGGACGUCCCAUCUCUAUUCCUGUUUACCCAUUAUGUGUCGUGUUUCAGGGAUCCUCAGGCGGAGCUAAUGGAUUCAUUAGCAGUGUCUUGGCGGUUCAUUACAAGUUUUUCCCUUUCUGCCGUAUCAUUCUUCCUUGAGUGGUGGCUCGAAUCUAGCAGGGGUAGGCGUCAGUGUUACCGAUUGCUCAGUUGAGGCUGCAUAGAUCGGGGUUCCCGAUUUAGUAGUCUCGCCUCCAUGUAGUUUUCCUUGUCGCAUGGAUCUGCUGGAAUAAGGUCUCUUUGCUUCCUCAAAUUUUUCUUCAAUGAGGCGGACUGCUUAGUCUUUGCCAAAGCGACAGUUUUUCUGAGAGGUUAUGGGCCUCUCCUUAAAGCGUGUAAGCUGGCCCCUCGUCAUCUAUCAUAGGCGUGGAGGUCUCCUUCGGCUGUGAAGAGCGUGGUUCGUCCUGGCACUCUGAAGGCCUGUCAGGAUUCUUUCCUUCCUCCAGGAUGAUCUGGAGAAGGGCCUCUUAACUAGUUGCUGUUGGGACAGUUUUAACCCGGUCUGUUUUCAGCUCCAGAGGCUUGUUGAGCUUCUGGGCGUACAGUUUGUUAGGACGCUGACUGCGUCCAGGCAGGUGUGUAGUUCGGAUGCUCCUUUUGGAGUUUUGGAUCCUGCUUUUAUGUUUUUUUUGCAUCAAGCUACCUUGUACCUAUGCUUGAGGUUGUCUCUAAGUUGUUAUCUUAGAAGUCCAUUUUUGGACUUGCUUCUGUGUGCAGAAGUCUCUGAGGUCUACCGCCACACUGCCCUAUCUGCUCCCGAUCCUGUCUGAUCUCGAAAGUUAAGCAGGGCCAGGCUUGGUCACUACCUGGAUGGGAGUUUGCCUGGGAACACCAGGUUUGGUAGACGAAAUUAGUUAGGAUCCUCCUAAGGUUGGGUCCCAGCGCAUCUUCAGUCUAGAAUUUAUGGUCCAUUUUUUAUUUCCUAUUCCUUCACCGUGAAGGAAAAGUUUACUACGGAAUAUGUACGUACCUUUUAAGUCCUAUCUUCAGGCUAUAUAGGAAUAGACCAUUUACUAUGUUUGUUUACUGUCUGGAAAGUGUGAGGGUCAGAAGACAUCUUAGACUUCCAUAUCGUUCCAUAUAGAUGGAGUUUUUUCUGCUUGGGAUAUGAGUAAGCGGGGUGCAAGACUUCUCAGAGGUUUACUGCUCAGUUUUUUUUGAGCAGUGACAUCCUUCUGGGGCCUCUUAAAUGAGGCCUCUAUGGAUCAGUUUUGUUGGGCGGACUACUUGGUCUUCCUUACAUUCUUUUUCCAGAAAUGUUCUUGAGUUUUUAUUCUUCUCUUGAAGCAGCCUUUGGGGGAAUUGAUUUUGCAGGCUGUGGUGCCCUAAGAUGGGAUCCGCCUGUUUCUUUUUGCCCUCCAUUUAGCAUUCGGUGUCCUCUGUAGCUUGGGUAUAAUUUCCCAUAAGUAAUGAAUGCAGCUGUGGACUCUCCCUGUAUUAAGAAGGAAAAUAUAAAUUAUGCUUACCAGAUAAUUUCCUUUCCUUCUGUACAUAGAGAGUCCACAGCUCCCGGCCGGGUUCUCCGUUAGGUGGCCCUAAAUUUUAACUUGUUCUUCUGGCACCUUUUUUUACCCUAUUUCUCCUACUUUUCUUUGUUCCCUCGGCAGAAUGACUGGGGGAUGAGGGAAGUGGGGAGGGGAGGUAUUUAAGCCUUUGGCUGGGGUGUCUUUGCCUCCUCCUGGUGGCCAGGUUCAGUAUUUCCCAUGAGCAAUGAAUGCAGCUGUGGACUCUCCAUGCAGAGUAGGAAAGGAAAUUAUCUGGUAAGCAUAAUUUAUGUGUUUUUUUUUUUUUUUAUUGGAAAUGGUUUUAAGAAACUGAUUAUUAUAAAAAACACAGCUUUGUAAAGCUUAAACAUAUGUACUGCAUAAGUGGCAGAGAUGCUUUUAAAUAAAAAGUUUAUAGUUUU